Messenger RNA from Symbiodinium natans, 515 nucleotides. The record is from the annotation of a GenBank genome assembly. Lineage: Eukaryota; Dinophyceae; Suessiales; Symbiodiniaceae.
AUGGCGCGGCCGCGAGGAGAUCCGAGUUCCCAGCGUGCUGUCCUAGCUUCCGUCUUGCCCCCGGGAAUUCCGGGAAUUUUCAGAAUUUUCUCUUCCCGGGACUUCCUGGUUGCGGAACUGAACGAUGUGAUGAGGCUCUACAUCCUGCCGCUUGGCCGGUCCAAGCUAGAAGUGCCGGGAGAGGCUCUGGAUUGCUUGGUGGCCUUGCUGCGCACCGAGUAUCUCACUGGAGCAGAUUCCAUGCGAAGCGUGCUAUCUGAGAUCCCGGAUUUGUGGCAUCAGGAUGCCGGGCGUGUCUGGAAACAGUACGCAGAGCCACCAGGGGAUGCCACGCCGGCGCUGGGUGUGGGACUCAAGACCUUCGUGAUCAACCUCGCCAGACGCCCCGAUCGACGGGCGUCCAUCGAGGCCCUGUGCAAAGAUCUACAGCUUGAUUACGAGGUCAUUGAGGCUGUUGAUGGGCGUGCCCUGGCAUCUCAACCUGGCGCGCGGAUGGAGCUAGUUCCCCUUCAAAG